Molecule: messenger RNA, 1679 nt
Organism: Magnolia sinica
Lineage: Eukaryota; Viridiplantae; Streptophyta; Magnoliopsida; Magnoliales; Magnoliaceae
Product: UDP-glycosyltransferase 92A1-like
Exons: 1
Coding region: 63-1499 (478 amino acids)
Molecular function (GO): UDP-glycosyltransferase activity
Source: RefSeq, a predicted model, not a curated record
GAAGUUUCAAGAUCAUAUCCUCCCAAACAUCAAGCAGAAACCUCCACUUCUUCCCUCCUUCAAUGGCCCAAAAACAACACAUAAUCCUCUUCCCUUCCAUGGGCCAAGGCCAUUUCAUUCCAUUCGUUGCACUCGCUGCACAUCUAGAUCACCUAGAUCGAUACACCGUCACCCUCGUAAGCACCCCAAUCAACGUCAAAAACCUUCAGUCUACCCUCCCCCCAACCAGCUCCAUCCGAUUCGCCUCCCUCCCUUUCAACGGCCCAGAUCACGGCCUCCCCCCCAACUCAGAAAGCACCGAUACCUUACCGUACCAUCUCUCCCUCCGUUUACUACAAGUUUUCGAAACGCUCAAACCUUCCUUCGAUAAACUCAUCUCAGAAAUCACUAGAGAAGACGGCCGCCCACCUCUCUGCAUCAUCGCAGACAUGCUCCUUGGAUGGACGGUCGAUAUUGCAAACCAGUUCGGUAUAUUCCACACCGUUUUCAUAGUAAGUGGAGCCUACGGAACUGCCGUCUACUUCUCGCUCUGGCUCAACCUCCCUCAUUCCAAAACCGAUUCGGACGAGUUCCCGCUACCCGAUUUCCCCGAACCGAUCUCUAUCCACAGAUCCCAGCUCACCAACCAUCUCAAACUCGCCAACGGCUCUGAUGCGUUGUCCCAAUUACACCACCGCUUGCUUCCUCUAUGCUUCCGAUCCGAUGGGCUCUUGUUCAAUACAGUGGAAGAGCUGGAAAAGACUGGCUUGGAAUAUUUCAGAAAGAAGAUGAACCGGCCGGUUUGGGCGAUUGGACCGGUGAAGAACGUAGAGUAUGCAAGAAAGGAGCCUGGAAUUUCCGUGGAUAGAUGUCUUUCAUGGUUGAAUCUCCACGGUCCGAAUUCUGUACUGUUCGUAUCGUUCGGCUCUCAGAACACCAUCUCUGUUUCCCAGAUGAUGGAGCUGGCGAUGGGUUUGGAAGCGAGCGGAAGGCCGUUCAUUUGGGUCGUUCGGCCUCCGGUCGGGUUCGACAUAAACGGAGAAUUCAGGGCAGAGUGGCUGCCGGAGGGAUUUGAAGAGAGGAUGACAGAAGGGAAGCAGGGAAUGUUGGUGAGGAAAUGGGGACCCCAGCCGGAGAUACUGUCUCAUGGAUCGACGGGCGGGUUUCUCAGCCACUGCGGUUGGAAUUCGACGGUGGAGAGCUUGAGCAGAGGAGUGCCGUUGAUCGGAUGGCCGUUGUCGGCAGAGCAGUUUUACAACGUGAAAAUGAUGGAGGAGAAGUUGGGGGUGUGCGUGGAGAUUGCGAGGGGCAGUAGUGCGGAGAUUGAGAAGAGUGAGGUGGUGAGGGUAAUAGAGGAGGUGAUGGGAUGUAAUGAGAAAGGAGAGGAGAUGAGAAGGAAGGCGUUGGAACUGAAGGAGAUGAUGAAGGACGCUUUUAGAGAAGAUGAAAGAUUCGUGGGCUCUUCUUUAAAAGCUUUGGAUGAAUUUCUAGCAACUGCACUCCGCAAAGACGAUAAUUGAAGGGAAAUUAGCGCGUGUAGAAUCGAUGAAUGCCAUGUUUGGGAUCGGCCGGGCCAACAUGUCCAGAUUGUCCGACCAUUUGCACCGUCGAUCUUCUUGGCACUGUCACAGAUAAGUUACGAUCAUGUAAUCAAUGUCCGAUCUUUGAUUUUGAAUUUUCCGUACAGAGCUUUGCUUGAA